GACACAUGGGUUGCUUAUGUCAACCCCCAACCCACCCCCUCCCUCCCCUAAUAUCAGCAGGUACAAGUCAUGUCUGGCUACAGAUAAAACCAGACUGACCAUUGGCCUCCCUGGCUUCUGACAUGCCUGACUCAGUUCCUUCACUUUCUUGUGGCACUGCUGCUGAUCCCUGUCAUUCUCCUUGUCCUGUGCUACCUACUCAUAGGUGUCCGUGUUUCUACAGCUGGAUUGAAGCUAUGCCUGCACAGCUGUUUCUCCCCACAGGCACAGGAGUUCCGAUAUCUCCUGUCCACUCCAGGCUGGAGCGUGGCUGGAGUGUAUGAUCAGCCGGUCAGCUGCAAACAGCAAUGGAGAUCUUCUGGGUGUGCUUGCCAAUCUGGACAGUCAGGAAAAGGCACUUCAAAAAUUUGUGGGACUUCAAAGGACGGCCUUGCUUUUUACUCUUUUGGAUCUGCUCCAGCCCAUCCAGUGUGCAGAGCUGGUGUCAAAGGCUCAUUGCCUACCCAGGAUCCUUCUGCAGAUAAGGGGCUGGAUCGGGGAGCCCCCUCCAUCCGGCUCAGAGGUAUUCAUUGGAAAACUCCCUCAGGACAUCUAUGAAAACAAACUAAUUCCUCUCUUCCAAAGCGUGGGCAUGCUGUAUGAGUUCCGCCUCAUGAUGACCUUCAGCGGUCUCAACCGUGGCUUUGCCUAUGCCAAGUACAGCAAUCGGCGCAGUGUGCAAAUCGCUAUUGCUGCUCUGAACAACUUUGAGGUGCAGAAGGGCUGCCCCAUCAUGGUUUGCAGGAGCACUGAGAAGUGUGAGCUGUGUGUGAAUGGCCUGUCAUCCUCAGUGGAGCAGGGCCAGCUAUGGACACUGUUGCAGGAGCUGACCAUGGGGGUCCUGAACAUUUCCCUGUAUCCCAGCCCCUCCCGGAAGGGGGGACAGCUUGCAGUUCUGAAAUACAACUCCCACCGAGCCGCAGCCAUGGCCAAGAAAACUCUAGUGGAAGGUAACUUGGGCUCGUAUGGAGAGGAAAUUGAAGUGGAUUGGCUGAAAGUAGACAUGAAGCAAAAACUCCGUGCCAGCUCAGAGAGAACCUUCCCAGAAAGCUUGCAGCCUGCUGGCUGCAAGAGUGGCAGUCCGAGCCAGAUGCCUUGUGGUGCUAUUACGUGCCCUUUGCCGCAGGCUUUCUGCGUGUUAGACUACCUGAACGCACUGUGCAAGAAGCAGCAGCUGGGAAUCCCUGUGUUUCUGACUAAAUGUGUCCAAGCGAACCCUGAUGGCUGGCUGCGGUUCUGGUAUCAGGUGGUGAUUCCAGGUUAUCCAUCCCCCUUCAGUGGGUUUAUGUGGAUCAAACCUGAUAAGUCUGGCUUGAGUGGACAUGACAAGGCCAAGAAUGCCAUAGCACUGCAGCUGCUCAAAACUUUGGGGUGCCCGGUGGUGUAGGCUGGAUGUUUCCACAGAGCCAUGCGCUGCCCCCU
Messenger RNA from Gopherus flavomarginatus (Mexican gopher tortoise), 1461 nucleotides. It is a transcript of the gene DND1, whose product is annotated as DND microRNA-mediated repression inhibitor 1. The coding region runs from base 320 to 1426 and encodes 368 amino acids. The transcript is spliced from 5 exons. Gene Ontology annotation, biological process: germ cell development; negative regulation of miRNA-mediated gene silencing; mRNA stabilization. Gene Ontology annotation, cellular component: nucleus; cytoplasm. Gene Ontology annotation, molecular function: mRNA binding. NCBI's taxonomy places the organism in Eukaryota, Metazoa, Chordata, Testudines, Testudinidae. The record is from RefSeq and is a predicted model, not a curated record.